Humulus lupulus (European hop) is the source of this 1346-nucleotide messenger RNA. RefSeq lists its product as uncharacterized. Bases 99 to 1181 code for a protein of 360 amino acids. The transcript is spliced from 3 exons. The record is from RefSeq and is a predicted model, not a curated record. Lineage: Eukaryota; Viridiplantae; Streptophyta; Magnoliopsida; Rosales; Cannabaceae.
UCUUUCUAUUGUCUGUAAUCGAUUUCGCUUCGCAAAGAAACAUCUAAUCGUCUUCGUCUCUCUGUUUUGUCAAUCCAAGUUCGCUUGAUUCAAUUCCAAUGGAAACUCCAUCAUCAGCAAGAAGGGUCACAAGAUCACAGACCAUCGCUACCCAGAAUGGAAAUAAUAUUCCAAUUUUGAAUUUUGAAAAGGGUUUAUCGAAUUCGAGGCAAAGAAAGGGAAAGCAACAAGAUCGGUCUGUGCUGGUUGAUAUAACCAACGAUUCUCCGAUUGUUGGGGUUGCAGUGGGAAAGUUGGAGACUCCAUUGUCGUCCAUGGCGAAACAAGCCAAGAACACUCCAGGGUCCGGUGAGGCCUUGCUUCGGGGUCAAGUCAAGACCCUUUUGCAGAAAGUUGAAGAGGAAGCCGAGCUUUCGAAACUCACUCUUGAGAGCCGCCCUUUUGUUCAUCUCAAGGGACUUGUGUAUUCACCAGCGGGACUUCUCGCCCCUACACCUGCUAACACACCACAAAUCUCAAAUUUCUCUGGGGAAGAAGUUAGUAUGAACAACAACAAUGGUUUGUCUUCUGAGGCUCCAUCUCCGAUUGUAGAAGAGCAAUUGGCUUUCCAGGUUGGAGAUGAUAAGCCAGAGGAAAGUCUUGAAAUGCAAAAGAGCAUCAUCACACGAUCUCUACUCCUAGAUUUCUCUGAGAAAUCGGACAGCUGUGACUCUGUGGUGACAUACCAAGGAGAUGAGACAGAGAGCAAAGAAAAAUCAACCCCAGAUGAUGAUAGCUCUUCCAUCUGGUCUACUCAGGUUAAUGCUAGUACUCUAGGGGAGGAUGAUGAUGAAGAAGAGGAAGAGGAUUUUGAGGAAGAUGAAGAAGAAGACUAUGAUUUCGAAGAAGGUUACGAGUAUGGAGAAGAGGAGCAGAACGAGUUGGUUGAUGAACUGUGUGAUUGUAUCAGUAAGAUUUCCAUGAAUGAGAAGAAAACGCUGCCUAAGUUUGCAGGGAAACACACAAAGUUUGUGUACGAUAGCGAUGACGACAAUUGUAUCGUCAAAGUGGAAGAGACCUGUGUGGAUUUGGCUGAUGGAGCUUCUUCUUCACCAAGCAUUGUGAAGUUAAAUGGCCUGCCAACUCCUAAAGGGAAGCACCUUCGCUUUCUUGAGGUAGAGAAGGAGAUGACUGAGAAAUGAGUUGUACUGUUUGGUGGUUUUCUUUUUAUUUUAGUGACUUGUUUUGUCAUUUUUUCGGUGAUUCUUAUGAUUGGGGGGUUCAGAUAUUUGAAGCCACAAAAUUUGUGGUUGAAUGAUUGUUUUAAAAUAACACAUUUGAUCAAUGAAAGCUUCUCAUUUGCACUA